GUGGAUACAAUGGUGCUAUACUCAAUAGUGCUGAAUUAUACAAUCCGACAACGGGCACUUGGACAACUACAGGAAGCAUGAAUGUCGCACGAUAUCAUCACACAGCAUCCACAUUAACAAAUGGAUUAGUAUUAGUUGCUGGUGGACAGAACAGCGAUGGUGAUGUCAAUAGUGCUGAAUUAUACAAUCCAUCAACAGGUACUUGGACAACUACAGAAAGCAUGAGUAUUGCACGAAAAUAUCACACGGCAUCCACAUUAGCAAACGGAUCAGUAUUAGUUGCUGGUGGGUGGAACAGUGGUGGUUAUCUCAAUAGUGCUGAGCUUUAUCAAUCAACAUAG
This is a messenger RNA of Adineta steineri, 341 nucleotides long. The record is from the annotation of a GenBank genome assembly. Lineage: Eukaryota; Metazoa; Rotifera; Eurotatoria; Adinetida; Adinetidae.